Molecule: messenger RNA, 621 nt
Organism: Penicillium oxalicum
Lineage: Eukaryota; Fungi; Ascomycota; Eurotiomycetes; Eurotiales; Aspergillaceae
Exons: 2
Coding region: 1-621 (206 amino acids)
Source: RefSeq, a predicted model, not a curated record
AUGAUGAUGCUAGAACAUGGAGCCGAGAAUGGUCUCUGGUACUCAGCUGGUGACCAUCAUUUGGUGCGACAACUCGGUCUGGUCCAACAGCUUACGGACCAGAAGCCAGUCGAGAGCUACGCUAUAGCGAACGUCCCUCCUUCUUCUGGGGCAUUUUAUCCCAAAAUUCGGCCCACCUUCACACGCACUAGAGCUCGCAAUUACAGUACAGUCAUACAAUGUGUCUCUUCCAGCUGGAGUAAAGUGUUUGUCACCGGAGGUUCGUCCUGGACGGGCCUGGCUACAACCAGUGAGAUUGCCAGUCGCCGCGUGACUGAAGCCCGGUCCGUCAUGAUCGACGGUAAUGGACGAGCCAGGGCUCGCGAUCGGGUUACCAUCCCCUCCCAAAAAGAAAAACAAAAGAUUCAAGAGAGCGGCCAAGUCUCUCAGGGGGCAACCAAAGUUAAUCAUGAUGAUACGAGUGUGUUCAUGCCUUCGCCAGGGCCUUUGGUCAUUCACUCGACCGACCGGUGGAGCGGGUUGAGCACCGUCGUGCUCAGUCCGCCUCCAGCCUCCAAAGUGGCCAGGCACCCAGUCUCCAAGCUGCACGGACGCUCCAAUAGGCGAAAAGGAUCCGCGUAA